Molecule: messenger RNA, 1092 nt
Organism: Camelina sativa (false flax)
Lineage: Eukaryota; Viridiplantae; Streptophyta; Magnoliopsida; Brassicales; Brassicaceae
Source: RefSeq, a predicted model, not a curated record
GGAUAUUGGGUUUAGUUAAUAAUUCUCUAAUAAGAAUGUUUAGUGAGAGCCCAUGCCAUUUAAUUGGGCUUAAAUAUUAACAAUGUGGGGGACACAGUUGAAGCCCAAUAAAUGGAAUCAAUCGACACGCACGAGAGAGAGGGAGAGAGACUACUUUGAAGGCGGCAAAGUCAACCAACCCUAGAACGAGAAGAGAGAAGAGAGAAGAGAGAAUCAAUGGCGAGCAGUAGCAGAGAGUCCGGCGAACCAAAGGGGACGAUAUCGGAGUACGAGAAGCGGAGGUUUUCAAGGAUCGCUGAGAACAAUGCCAGAUUGGAAGCUCUCGGUAUCUUUAAAUUCGCCAAGGCUCUUUCAUCUCCUCCUAAUUCCAGAAAACGUAGAGCUACUAAUCCUGAAGAAGACGAUGAUUAUAGACCCCUCGACGACAAUGAUGAUGAUGAUGAUGACGAAGACGAGGACUUUUUGGGUAAUUCAACCUGUAAAAGAAAGAACAAUAAGGCCUCCCCGUCCCCAUCCAAGACCAAGAGGAGCCUCUUAUUAUCUAACAAGAAUUUGAAUACCACUGGAGACGACGACACUGAUGAUGACUUUGACAAGGCAAUAGCGCUUUCUCUACAGGCACGAGGCUCUCCUCCUACCAAUCAAGACUCCUCAUCAGCGACGAAGAAGAAGAAGCAUCAACCUGUGGAAUUUAUGAGCAAGAUGCAGAUGACGGAUGAUGAAUUGCUCAUUUACUUCUAUCAGUUUGAUGAAGCGGGAAAAGGGUUCAUUACUCUGAGAGAUGUGGCGAAUAUGGCGACGGUGCAUGAUUUCACUUGGACGGGAGACGAAUUACAAGACAUGAUUCGUCGCUUUGACAUUGAUAAGGACGGAAAGCUAAGCUUGGAUGACUUCAGGAAGAUUGCUACACGAUGUCGCAUGUUGAAGAAAUAAUCUUCUUGAUGGUACUACUACUAUAAAAGUAUGUAAUUACGAAUGUGUCAUUUUGGGUGACUACUUUAUUUAACGAUGAUUCCCCAUGAUGUUAUGGAUUCAACUGAAAUUGACUACUGAUUAAGCGUAAUUAACAACACACAAGAAAUUCAAAUUCGA